CGGCAGCCGGUAGUUACCGAAACACAAACUCCUUAGAGGAACAAAGCUUUCGCGCGCAUUUUUCUAUAUUUUUUGUCCGAUUCUGGAUCAGUCAACUCAUCAAUCACCAAGCUAGCAGAUCAUAAUUAUCAAGAAGGGUGGAGCAACCUCGUUAUGACGAUUAGAUUUUGGACGAAUUUAAAAGCUCGCGCUCUUCUUCUGCUCGGUUCGCUCUUCAUUUGCUUCUUUCCGGGAGUUUUUUCUUCAGGAGUUGUUACACUCAAGUCCAUCCAGAUUUUUAAAACCCAUGAAUUAUUUAAUGCGAAACCAACAGUUUAUUUCCAUUGUGAAGGGGAGAACAGGACAAUUUUUCCAGACGUGAAGAAAACAGAUGUUGUAUAUACUUUCAAGGGUGAGGAAUCUUGGCAGCCUCUGACAGAGCUUCCUGAUAAGAAAUGCAAACGAUGUGGGUUGUAUGAGCUGGACAUCCUGAAACCAGCUGACGUAUUUGAUGAGUGGGAGUUUUGUUCUUCUGAUUUUCUAGAUUCUGAUGGGACCUAUGUGCAUUCCAAGGACAAGGAAUUCGAUGCUACAUUUUUGUGCCCUCAGUGUGUUCAUCUUGAAAACAGUUCUGAUCAUGCAUCUGGCUCACAUCAUGGAGCAGAUACAGGAAAGAGAAUGCACGUGCUUUUGGUAAUUUUAAUCAGUGCAAUAGUUUCAACUGUAUCAAUUCUUGGAGUGGUUGCUGCAUAUAGAUAUUGGCAGCGGAGGAAGAGGGAGCAGGAUCAGGCACGGUUCCUAAAGCUAUUUGAAGAUGGUGAUGACAGUGAAGAUGAAUUGGGUCUCGGACAAGUGUUAUGAAGAUAUCUUGUGUCCGAUUACAUAUACACACGGUGAAGAUGUGUUUUGAGAAGAAAGUUGUUUUUAUGUUGUAAGCAGUGAAUGCCUUAGGUUGUAACUCUUAGUUGAUUAGAAUUUUCAUGAAUAACAUGAAAAGUAACCAAGCAAGAGACAGGCAAUCCUAAGCAUUUCCUUGCAAAUUUUUGUAGGUUGCUGUGUAAAAUGAAUUAGCAAGUGCUGCUUGUAUACACAUUUUGAGACAAAACAAUCAAGAAAAGAUGUAUUUCGAGAA
Molecule: messenger RNA, 1111 nt
Organism: Telopea speciosissima
Lineage: Eukaryota; Viridiplantae; Streptophyta; Magnoliopsida; Proteales; Proteaceae
Exons: 4
Coding region: 154-840 (228 amino acids)
Source: RefSeq, a predicted model, not a curated record